This is a messenger RNA of Magnolia sinica, 527 nucleotides long. Its product is annotated as replication protein A 70 kDa DNA-binding subunit B-like. The transcript has 3 exons. Bases 53 to 460 code for a protein of 135 amino acids. Gene Ontology annotation, molecular function: DNA binding. Lineage: Eukaryota; Viridiplantae; Streptophyta; Magnoliopsida; Magnoliales; Magnoliaceae. Gene Ontology annotation, biological process: DNA replication. The record is from RefSeq and is a predicted model, not a curated record. Gene Ontology annotation, cellular component: nucleus.
UGGGAGAUAUGUGCGCAUUGACAACUAAUAUUUUAAUGUAAUCUGCAGGCUUAUGGCUAAUGAUGGGAAGAUGAAGCUGAAGGCAAUGCUUCUAAUCCAUUCCUCUUCAGAAAUACAUUCUAGAAAACUUCAGAACUUUGGUCUGAUUUCUAUUCUUGAUUAUACUUGCAAUGCCAUUCCAAAUCAGCCUGGAAAGUGGUGUUCUUAUGUUGUUAUAGAUUUCACAGGAAAUGCAUUGUCGCACCUAGCAAGUGAACAAGUUUGCCUCGCUUGGUCUAGAACGAGCUCCCCUCGGGUCAAGAGUGCAUCGAGCAUAUCCAAAAACCAGGGACAUAAAAGGUCAUCUCAUUGUGGAGCUCUUCAUCUGCUUGACAGACUUUCAUUGAUUUGUUUUUUUAUUUUGAAGCCUUCCAUUGUAGAUUUUAGUUUUUACGGUCAGGUUUGCAAGUCAGAUAAAUAAUGUUUCAAAUUACAUCAUGGUUGUUUUUACUAUCUUUUGAUUCUUAAAUGAUUAUGGCUUAAAUAUA